AUUAUAACCUUGAAAGCUGCACACAGCUCCUGUGAGGUGGCUGGAUCAUGUUGAUUAGGUAAGGCCAUGUGAGCUGAGGUAAGGUACCUUGGGUAUGAGCAUUGAGGCAUCCGGGUGGACUGCACGUGUAAUCAAUUUGGUAGACUUAUCGCAGGUACGUACUUGUAUGCACCUCCCAUCUCUGGCUCAUGCAUCAAUAUGCGUGCUGUAAGAAGACGCUUCAACUUGCUUCCACUAACUCAAUCUCAGACUCGACCCCAACAAUGCUCGCUGUCACAGACCGCCGCCGCUGCCAUCGCGCGCCACUCACUGCGAUCUUGGUCCUCGGGUCGGGGGGUCACGGCCCAUGGCUGGAUGUGCUAAGACUGUGGGAGGCCAAGAGCCCAUUCCCGAUCUUAUCUGGAGUGUUCCAAGACUGCCCCUCGAUUGCAAGCCACGAGAAGCCGCCUCUUAAGGCUCUUCUUGCUCGGGAUCGAUGGAAUGGUACCUUGAGGUAGUUACACCGCUCCCCCAGCGGCCUCACGGCUCGAUG
Molecule: messenger RNA, 532 nt
Organism: Colletotrichum phormii
Lineage: Eukaryota; Fungi; Ascomycota; Sordariomycetes; Glomerellales; Glomerellaceae
Exons: 1
Coding region: 189-497 (102 amino acids)
Source: RefSeq, a predicted model, not a curated record